Messenger RNA from Dioscorea cayenensis subsp. rotundata (Guinea yam), 890 nucleotides. RefSeq names its product extracellular ribonuclease LE-like. Gene Ontology annotation, cellular component: extracellular region. NCBI's taxonomy places the organism in Eukaryota, Viridiplantae, Streptophyta, Magnoliopsida, Dioscoreales, Dioscoreaceae. The record is from RefSeq and is a predicted model, not a curated record. Gene Ontology annotation, molecular function: RNA binding; ribonuclease T2 activity. The coding region runs from base 47 to 838 and encodes 263 amino acids. The transcript is spliced from 4 exons. Gene Ontology annotation, biological process: RNA catabolic process.
ACCCACAAAUAUCACUCCCAUUCUAGUGUUCCAUCUUUCAGUGUUGAUGAUGUUGAUGAGCUCUUCUCGUAAGAUGACCAUGAAGUCUUCUUCUUCUUUUGUCCCAACAGCAGUGUUGCUAUUUGGGAUGCUUUUUCUCACAUCUCCUCUUUCCGUUCUUGCUGACUUUGAUUUCUAUUACUUCGUUUUAAUGUGGCCAGGCACGUAUUGUGAGCAAUCUAAAUGUUGUCAUCCGACCACUGGUAACCGUGUUCAGGACUUCCUUAUUAGAAGUUUACAGCCAACCAAUAUCUCCUAUGAAACAGACACCAAAUGCAGAUCCGAAUCUUUAUAUACAAAUAAGUUGGAUAACUUGAUGGAUUACCUAAACACAUAUUGGAGCAACAUAAAGUGCCCAAGUAAUAAUGGAAUGUCGGCAUGGAAAUCAACAUGGAAGACAUAUGGAACUUGCACGGGCUUGGAUGAAUAUAAUUACUUUUAUACUGCACUUGUUCUCCGACACCACAUCUUUGAUUUACUCUCCAUCCUCAAGAACAAUGGUAUCACACCAGAUAUCUCUCAAGAAUACAGCUUGACAAGCAUAAAAGAAGCCAUUGCAAAGGGGAUUGGAGCAAAGCCACAGAUAAAAUGUAACUCAAAAAAUCAACUCUAUGAAGUAUACAUUUGUCUGGAUAAAGCUGCAUUGACUACAAUUGAGUGCCCUGAGGAUCUUGGCUUCACUUGUGCCACUGAUAUUUACUUUCCACCAGUGAAUCAAACCAAGCUCAAUCACACCAUGCCCAACUUUGAUAAGGACUUCAUGGCUAGGAAAAUAAUUAUGCCCAUCUCUCUUGAAUGAUCUAUCUAUGUUACUAUGCAUCUCAUGAGGUCUUUUGGAUUAAGUUAAGCUU